AUGCCUGUAUUCACCGGACAAACACACUAUAAAUCGUUAGUGAUAUACAGUAGUGAUUGGGUGAUAGGAUACAUGAGUUGGCGCUUAUACCAAAAGCGAGAGAGUGUGAGAGAACUGGUUCUCCAAUAUAAUAGCCUUGAAAUCAAUACAAUGCCGGCAGAAGUGGUGACAACGUCUCACGUGCAAAAAGGUCCUAGUAAAUAUUCGGGAGCUUUUCAUAUCAAAACCAAAGUAGAAUCGGUUCCCAUUGGAGAGGAAUUGAGACUAAAUCUUGAAUAUUUCAAGAUUAUUCCGGGUAUUUUGAAACUCGUUCAAUUGUGGUUUUCUCGACUCUUCACAGCCGAGUUGGUUUACACCGGAAUCGCCACAAUUUCUAUAUUCAUUACAGCAAUCAUUCACUUAUCAUUGACCGCAAGGGCUGACUAUCGUUACGCACUGACCUAUUAUAGCAGUUACUUAGGGACCAGUUUCUUCGGCACAUACAUCGCCGCCGGAGUAAAUAUA
This is a messenger RNA of Medioppia subpectinata, 504 nucleotides long. The record is from the annotation of a GenBank genome assembly. Lineage: Eukaryota; Metazoa; Arthropoda; Arachnida; Sarcoptiformes; Oppiidae.